UUAAUGCGGAGAUUUUAACCCCAGUGUUUAACAACGUCUGCGUGCAGUUCGACUUCCCUGCGCCGAUCCUCCAGACUAAUCAGGAGGCUGAGAGAUGAUAAUAACAGCAGCGCUGCUGGAAGCUCUGCUCAGCCUGCCAGGCAUAGAGAAUCUCCCCUUUGAGCUGCAGAGAAAUUUCCAGCUCAUGCGAGAUUUGGACCAGCGGACUGAGGAUCUGAAAGGGCAGAUAGACUCUCUGGCUCGUGAGUACACAGCCAACGCGCGCACGCUGUCCUCCGAGCAGAAGCUGUCUCUGCUCAGGCAGAUCCAGCAGUCCUACGGGAAGUGCAAAGAGUUUGGAGAUGACAAGGUGCAGCUGGCCAUGCAGACGUAUGAGAUGGUGGAUAAACACAUCCGGAGGCUGGACACAGAUCUGGCCCGCUUUGAGGCUGACCUAAAGGAGAAACAGAUAGAAAGCACAGACUAUGACUCUACCUCCAGCAAGGGAAACAAGAGUGACCUACGGGGACCUAAGGAGAAGAAGGUAUCUCGCACCAGGUCAAAGGUCAAGAACUCAGACGAUGACUGCAGUCCUAAGAGUGGCCAGAAGAAAGUCAAGUUAAUGCAGACAGCUGAGUUCUCCUCUCCAGCUGUGAACUUCGGGAACGUUCACCCAUCAGACGUGUUGGACAUGCCAGUGGACCCUAAUGAACCAACUUACUGCCUGUGCCACCAGGUCUCUUAUGGAGAGAUGAUCGGCUGUGACAACACCGAUUGCUCCAUCGAGUGGUUUCACUUUGCCUGUGUGGGGCUGACCACCAAGCCCAGGGGAAAAUGGUACUGCCCAAGAUGUUCACAGGAGAGGAAGAAAAAGUGAAUGUUCUCAGCAGAACAAUACAAAAGAAAACAUGCAUAAACAGGCAGAGAGGGAGGUAGAGAGAAAAGGAUGAGAGGCACAAAGCGUUUGAUUUCCUACCCCACCCCCCAAACCCUCGCCCUCUAUAGACACUAAUAUAGAUUCGCACUCUGCUUAAUCUGGUGCUUGUCCUCCUCUCCUCUAUCCUCACUUUCUUCUCUCUGUCUGACAGAAAGAAGGGUUUGAUGGAUGGAUGAAGGAGUUGUUACGACUGUAGCUUAAUUUAUGGUUUCAGUAAUGUUCAGUUACAUUUGAAAUUGUGGUUAUUUUGCUUUUUUUUAUAUAUGUAUAUGAUUUCUUUUUGAUGGUUGUCGUGUUGUUUGGUUGCCUUUUUAUAUGUAUUAUCAUGUACAGAUACAUGAACUCAGCAGUAGAUAAAUCAGGGAGCACACUCAGUCCUUAAGCAUGGACGUCCACUAACGAUUUUUAGUUACUGUUCUUUUCCAAACCUUUUUUUUAAAAUUUUUUUUAAUAAAUUUUAUUUUAGUCAAACACUGGCACACAGUGCCCUCAUAAGAAGUUAGUUCUCAGAGAUAUUUCCAACAAAAACAUUCUCAGUUCACUUCUGGCACUACUUUCAUCACGUUUCAAUGGUUCAUGGACAGUUGAUGAAUCCAUGCUCUGCGCAGAAGUGCGUCCUUUCAUACCAGCUAGUUGCAAGGUUGGACAAGCCUUACUGAAUGCUGUACAAGUGAGCUGAAGUGUGUUGUUGCAGCUAAUUAUGUGGGUUGGAAACAUCAAAUGUGUACUAGGCUAUAGAUUUUUCUUAACACUGACCCCGGUUUACAUUUGGUAAUUUCAUGCAACGAUGCCAUUUCAGCCAUAUGCAUUUACACUAAGCAGUCAAAUGUCUUGUUAUUCAGAUUGAAAUCUCAUUGCUGCAUAGCGAGUGAUCAGCUCAUACAACAACCAAUCGGCUGUCUUGUUCCGUUUUUUUCAUGUUCUGUUAAAACUCUGAUUGCCGCCUCCAAAAUCACAGUUUUGCAGGCUGUUGCUCUUUAGACUCCGUUAACACCCGGCCAUUUCAUCUGAAUUAUAUCUAGAUUGUAGCGUGACAUUUCAUUUCGUAGUCAGAUUGAAGCCAGGUUGCUGUCUGCCGCAUAAUAUGCAAAUAAGCUUGUAUACAGUAACCAGUUGGUUGUGUCGCUCCUUGUUUGUGUUCUGUUACAGAGAUGAUCGUAAUUUUGCACUGCGCUGUUCAUUUUCUUACACCAACAUUCAGUGGUUACGUGAGCUGUUUAGAAUAAUUGGCCUCCUGUAGUACUUAUCACACUAAUGAACAGCAAACCAUGAAAAACAAAGGUUAACCAGACUGGUGCUGUGUGGGGGUCAGAGAGGGGUAAUCUGGCUAAAUUGCGUCUCUGAUUCAUUUAAAUCAGUUUUAAAUGAUUUUGUUUACAUUAGCAUUUUUAUGUUGAUUAUGUCAAUCUGGAUAUAAUCCUGAUACUCAUGACACAUGUGUACACCAGGUGUAAAUGAUCAGUGUGAUCUUUCGCACAUAAACAAAAAGAGUAAAUCAAUAAUCCACUUUAAAACUCUGUUUACACCCGGCCAAUUCAAUUUGUAUGUGGAUUGUAAGCUCAUAAGAUUUUAACCAUAUGCAUUUACACUUGGUAGUCAAGCGUGUUUGAGGUAGUCAGAUUGAAAUUGCUUUGCUGUAUGGAGCAUAAUAUGCAAAUCAUCUCCAAACAAGAACCAAGUACCUGUGAUGUUCCUCGUUUAAAUUUUUGUUUUAUUUAGGAGAUGGUUACUGCAUGCAACAUUAAUACUUCCAGUAUUGGUCAUCGCAGUUGUGUACUACAUGUGUUCAAACGUAAUUUAAUUAGGUGAGAUAAUGAAUAACAGUGAGUCGAAGUGAACAUUAAACAAGCAGUACCUCUAGUUAAUGGUGGUGGUCCACUGGGUGGUCUCUUCCCCUUAUAUAGAACAGCAGAAGGAUGCGCCAUAUUGGGAGGGUUUCUGGUUGUUGAAUGCACUUUUCCAGCAUAAAAAAAACGCAUCAACACACACGUUCCUUCUGUUUCACUUUUGAUUACUUUCCCCGGUGUUCCAAUACAAGUAGGCAAGCUUGGCUUGGAUGCUUUCAUCAGCCUAGAGAAAUGCUUGGAUGCUUUCAUCAGCCUCCAUCUUUGGGUCUCAUUGUUUACUCACCUAAUUUCAGCUCACGUAAUUAUAUACGAGUGAUGAAAGCAUGCUCCGUUACGCACAGUGCGCUCUGAGGGUGUUCAAGCCUGGCUUUUCAUAGAGAAAUCUGAAAAAGAUCUCAUGAUGGAAAUGCAGGCCCUUAAUGUUCUUAUCUGGACAAAAACAGUUUUUUUGUUACAUUAUUAUUGUUGAAUGAAGCUUUUCCAACCUUGCACCAUUUGCUAUGAAGAGCUCACUUCAUGAUCAAAGCAUGGAUCGUUUUUUACCAAAAAAAGUUUAUGUCCCAUCUAGUUUAGCUAGGCUUUCCCCCACCAGGUACCUUGGACAAUGCAUAUGGGGAAUUACUUCACCUUACAUGUUACAGGAAAAGGGGCUCCUCCAUCAUUGUGCUCUUACACACAAACUCUUACUGCACAAAAGUCAGUGACUCACUUAAGUUUCUAAGACCACAUUUCAGGUUCAUUCCACAACUGGCUGCUGUGAUGUAAACUUUCUCUGGUGCUCAUAAUGGUUCAAUACUCUAUGAACUGAAUCAGUCAAACGAUACAACCUUUCCGCUGGACUCUUAACAAAUAGCAUUAACUCAAGCGGUACUGGAUGAAAGUGCUGACUCCUUUGUGUAUUCAUCCCGCUAUAUUGUAAGCUAUGAACAAAAAAAAAAUGGUGAGUAUUGCUGUGAUUGGCCUGCAAUAUGGGUUUAUUUGUAUUCAGUUUGACUGGAUUUUUGGUGCUCUUGAAGACAAUGGUGAUGAUGUUUGAUUUGGUUAACAGGUUUGAAAUUGAUGGUUACUCAUGCUGAUCCCUCCAUCAUACGGCUGGUGUUGGUGUUAAAGCUUGCAUCGCAGGUUUCGUCAGCAGUUUUUGUUGGUGCCGAAGUCCACACAUAACAACCUUUGUGGGAAAUUGGCUUCAAAAUUUUCAAGUUUAUGUCCAUGCAUAAUUUCUUGUAUGCCUAAAGCAAGUGUUCUCCUUUUGGGCUGCUUUACUAUCGCCAAGCAUUACGCAUUAUUACAGCAUUAUGACUGAUAACGGCCUUGUGAUGGAGUUCUCAUGAAGCCUUAGUAAUGUUACUUUGUGAUUCUGAUUGUUUCAGAUGUUCUAGCGAGUACUUUAUUGUACUAAUGUCAGAUACUGGGUUUUGUCUUCCAUGUUCAUUGAACAAUGCCUGAUGUCUGAAUCCAGA
This is a messenger RNA of Pygocentrus nattereri (red-bellied piranha), 4223 nucleotides long. RefSeq names its product inhibitor of growth family, member 4 (gene ing4). Gene Ontology annotation, biological process: positive regulation of apoptotic process; regulation of DNA-templated transcription. Gene Ontology annotation, cellular component: nucleus. Lineage: Eukaryota; Metazoa; Chordata; Actinopteri; Characiformes; Serrasalmidae. The transcript is spliced from 8 exons. The record is from RefSeq and is a predicted model, not a curated record. Bases 95 to 856 code for a protein of 253 amino acids.